CUAAAAUAUAUAUUUAUUGUCAGGCAAGCUGACACAUGACCACCAGACGUAGAGUAAUUUUAAAAAUGAAGUUGUAUUAGGUGCACGAAAUUGUGAUAUUAUGAAAAAUACAUUAAAUUCUAGGUAUAUCUGUAUGUAUAUAGAAUUCUGUAUGUCGAGCAGAGUCGAGGUUCAGUCUAGUAUUCUACCACAGAAUAUAUAAAAUUUCAUAUAUUCUGUGAUUCUACUACUCUAAAUAAUAUUGGUCAUACUCCUUGUAUGUUUCGACUAUGAUCAUGCGUAAUCUCGGUGUUCUCGGUAGUUUGCUGACCAAUCGUUCGUUUUAUACGAACAGAUCAAAUGUGUUGGUGUACAAUCGUAAAACCAAGACUAAAGAACCAUUGAAAUGUAACAAGCUUCUGACAUGGUAUGUGUGUGGUCCCACGGUAUAUGAUUCAAUGCAUAUUGGACACGCAAGCUGUUACGUUAAGUUUGACAUUAUCAGAAGAGUUUUGGAGAACUAUUUUCAGUUGUCUGUAUUUCAAGUAAUGAACAUCACUAAUUUGGACGAUAAAAUUAUUUCAAAAGCACGUGCCUUAAACAUAGACCCACUUCAAUUAGCAAGGAACUACGAAGUAGAAUUUAUUGAAGAUAUAAAUUUGUUAAACAUAAAAGAACCAGAAAUUAUAGCAAGAGUAACUGAUUUUAUUCCUCAAGUCAUAAAUUUUAUUCAAAACCUAUUCGAUAAAGAUCUAGUCUAUUCUGCAGACGAUGGUUCAUUGUUCUUUGAUACAACAAAGUAUAAAAGAUAUGGAAAAAUGGUUAAAGUGCCUGAAGUUGUACCCCAUAUGUUCAAAAAAAGUAACUUAGAUUUUGCAUUGUGGAAAGCAACAAAACCAGGUGAACCUUCAUGGGAUUCAUCUUGGGGACCUGGAAGACCAGGAUGGCACAUUGAAUGUUCUGCUGUUGCUAGUCAUUAUUUCGGAUCCAGUGUUGACAUACAUUCUGGAGGAAUAGAUUUGCUAUUCCCACAUCAUGAAAAUGAAGAAGCUCAAUGCUGUGCAUAUCAUAAUGUCGAUGAUUGGGUCAAACAUUGGAUAUAUACAGGGCACUUACAUGUAGGAGAUAAUAUUAAAAUGUCAAAAUCGUUAAUGAACACCAUCAGUGUUAAAGAACUACUCAAUUCAUAUACCGCUAAUCAAUUUCGAACGCUAUGUUUAUUAUCAAAUUUCAAAAAUGAUUUGGAAUUUAAUGAUAGUACAAUGGAUGUAGCCUGUGGAGUGUUAAAAAAAUUGGAUUCUUUCAUCGCUAAUUGUUAUGCUCAUUUAAAUACUUACAACAGUAAGCAUAUUCCUGAUAUCACAUUACUAAAAAAAAUAAAUGACAUUGAAAAUGAUAUAUUAAUCAAUUUAGCAGAUAAUUUUAAUACAUCGAAAGCUUUAAAUUUACUUAUUGAGCUUAUUAGCAUAUUCAAUAAAUUACUUACAGUGGACUUUCAUUUUAAUUGUUCAAAAUUGGAAGUGAUUCAGGCAUUGAAUUUAGUAGUUAAAACAUUGGAGUCAUUUGGAAUUGAUUUAUCUAGAUCAAAGUUCAAGUCUGAUGCUGAAAACAGUUUAGUUAUUGAUAUUACAGUAAAUUUUAGAACAAAACUUAGACAGUUAGCAUUACAAUCAAAGUCUGAGAUUAGCAAACAAGAAAUAUUUGAACUUUGCGAUUCUUUAAGGGAUGAGCUUUCUUUAGCCAAUAUUAGUGUACAAGACUCUAAGAUAUCAUCAAUAUGGAGGCAUGAAAAAGUAACUAAAAUACAAGCCAAAGAAAAUUAAAUUCAGGACUGAUUAAUUUUCUGUUUGCCAAAAGUAAUUAUUAAAUUGGUCAUUUUGUAGUUUAUAGUAUAUUGUCUACUUUUAUUUUUAAAUCUUAUACAUUAUCAGUGAAAUAGGGAUACUUAAGGUACUUUAACAAAAAUAUGGUAUAUAAAACUGUUAGUAACAAUAUAACUGAUAUUUGUAUAACCUAAUCUACAAAGAACUCCUUUUUUUAAAAUGUUUGAUCUCAAUUUUAACAUUGCUAUUUAUCAUUGAUUUAAUUUUACAUCAAUACAAACCACCAUUCUGCACCGCAUUGUGGCUCAACAACCGAGCUCUAUACAUAUUUUUAGGUUGCAAAGUAUUUGGAAUUUGAAUAAGAGUUGUAUUUUAUUCUUUGAAAAUUCAAAUACUUACAAAACAACAGAUCGUCAUUAAAAUUUUGCUCAGAAUCUAGGAGGCCUUUUGUAUAAUAAAAAUAACCACCUACAUACUAGGUCAUUAAUAAAGAAAAACAAUAUAGUAUGCUCAUCAGUUUUUAUUGUAUGAAAUAUAAUUAUUGAAAUACUAUAUGUGUCUAUCUUGUUCAGUAUCUAAUAUAAAUACAAAAGAUUUAGAAUCUUAAUUGGAUUUAGUGCUAAAUCAUUGAAGUUAGUUUACAUAAAUUACAAACAUUGAAAAAAAACAAAAUGUGAAAUGACAAUUAAUCCAAGGUAGUAAGGCAUGUAAAAAGUUUUAAAAAAUAUGUACAAUAUAUCAUUAAUUUUAUUUACAUUGUAAUUACUGAUUAAGUACUUAUUCAUUCAUACAAACUUUUUGACUAGAAUUGUAAACAAAGUAAAAAUUAAAAAAAAAGAUAAUAAAAAAAAAAAUAAAAAUAAAAAUAAUAAUAAAAAUUGAGGAACUUUCUAUCAUCACUAUUAAAAUAAUUUUUGAAAAAAAA
This is a messenger RNA of Metopolophium dirhodum (rose-grain aphid), 2727 nucleotides long. RefSeq names its product probable cysteine--tRNA ligase, mitochondrial (gene CysRS-m). The coding region runs from base 270 to 1802 and encodes 510 amino acids. NCBI's taxonomy places the organism in Eukaryota, Metazoa, Arthropoda, Insecta, Hemiptera, Aphididae. Gene Ontology annotation, molecular function: ATP binding; cysteine-tRNA ligase activity. Gene Ontology annotation, biological process: cysteinyl-tRNA aminoacylation. The transcript has 13 exons. The record is from RefSeq and is a predicted model, not a curated record. Gene Ontology annotation, cellular component: cytoplasm.